AGAGAAAAUUUAGGGCUUUAUAUUUUUAUCAUCUCAUUUUCUUCAGACAAAAAAAAUAAAAUUUCGGAUCCCUGAACUUUCCCUCUCUUUUCCACACCACCACACCUUGGAGGGAAAACGCUUCUCAAAUCUCAAACCCCUCUUUCUCACCAAAAUUAGGGUUUCGUUUUCAUCUCACAUCUUCACAGAGCCGCGAUCUUUCUCAUUUCUCCGUUCGCCGAUUCACCGCCACUGCUUCGGGAACUGUGCCCCGCCGCUUCUUCCGGUUUCCGAUUUGAAGUUCAGACUUCUCAAGAUUAAGUUUAUUCAAGGUUGAAAUGCAGACAAGGAAAAAAACUUCUGGAAGAACUGCUUCCAGAGAGCAUACCAGUCCCAAGGUUACAAGAGCUCAGAAGAAAGCACAUGAAAAUGUCAGAGUAUUGGAAACCAAAGUUACAGAUAUGAUUACAUCUUCCUCCAGGAAGCAGAGAGUCGGUGGAGCUCAUAAGAAGAAUGAGGACCCUGUUAUUGCAAGCACUUUAAGUACAAAUUAUGACUUGCUGCUUAAUGAGACUUCUGAGACUUGUUUGGGGCAUGAUGCUUUAAGUGAUGAUUGCAAAGAGAAUAAGGGUUGUGUGGAGGGUACUAACAACUGCGUGCUGGGAACUAUCUUUUCUCCUGGCUUUCACAUACCGAAACAUGCUGGUGGAGAAUCUGCCAAUGGAGUUGAUUUUGUUAAAUUCUUUCAAAAUGGAGAUCACACUUUCCAUCAGGAGAUGGAAAUGAAGUACUCACCCGAUGAUGCACACCGUGGUUAUGUUGGCCGAGAGACUUCUGAGUCCACUGUUCGAGACGAGAACUACUUUGUGGAGGCAACCAAUAUUUCUUCUGAAGUCUCAGCCAUAUAUCUUGCCAUGAAAAAUUCUAAGUUGGAAUGUUUAGAUGAGCAUGGUCAGGAACCUAUGUCAACUGAUUUGUAUGUGGAUGAAGAUGACAAUGAGGAAUUUGAUGACUUUGAUCCUUAUUUAUUUAUCAAGAACUUACCGGAUUUGUCCUCAGUCGUCCCAACUUUUCGGCCGUUGCUGCUGCCUAAACAGACUCGCAGUUGCCCUCCUACAAGUCUUGUUUUGGACUUGGAUGAAACUUUGGUACAUUCCACACUAGAACCUUGUGAUGAUGCAGACUUCACAUUUCCCGUAAAUUUUAACCUUCAAGAGCAUACAGUAUAUGUUAGAUGCCGUCCUCAUCUCAGAGAUUUUCUUGACAGAGUUUCGCUCCUUUUCGAGAUCAUUAUCUUUACAGCCAGUCAGAGUAUUUAUGCAGAGCAGCUUCUAAAUGUGUUGGAUCCAAAGAGGAAGAUUUUUCGCCAUCGUGUUUUUCGUGAUUCCUGUGUUUUUGUGGAGGGGAAUUAUCUCAAAGAUUUGUCGGUUCUUGGCCGUGAUUUGUCACGUGUUAUCAUAGUUGACAACUCUCCACAGGCAUUUGGGUUUCAAGUGGACAAUGGAAUACCAAUUGAGAGCUGGUUUGAUGAUCGUUCUGAUACAGAAUUACUUUCAUUACUUCCUUUUUUGGAAAGCUUGGUUGGAGUAGAAGAUGUUCGACCACUAAUUGCAAACAAGUUCAACCUCCGGGAGAAAAUAGCUACUGCUGAAUAUCCGCUCAACUCAAAUAGAGGUGAUUCGUUUAUGCCAAUUACACUUUUGUGGGUGACUGGUGACUAUAGUAGGAUUAAGGAUACAGUCUUACAGACAUCUAAGUCAUCCUUAGUCGAUUUUUACACCAAUUAUGGCACUUCUGGUAUUGUUGUGGCUCAGAAACUGAAGGAGGCGGAGAUUACCGAGCAGGACUCGCUUCUUCUGACGAGGAACCUGCUUCGCAUCGCUAUAUUCAAUAUCAGUUACAUCCGAGGCCUUUUUCCGGAGAAGUAUUUCAAUGAUAAAUCUGUUCCUGCUUUAGAGAUGAAGAUCAAAAAGCUAAUGCCAGUGGAUAAAGAAUCUCGCAGACUUAUUGAUUGGAUGGAGAAAGGUGUAUAUGACGCCUUGCAGAAGAAGUACCUGAAAACGCUUUUGUUCUGUGUGUGUGAAGAUGUUGAAGGGCCAAUGAUAGAGGAAUACACAUUUUCUUUCAGCUAUUCAAAUUCUGAUAGCCAGGAGGUGUCAAUGAAUAUCAAUCGUUCUGGGAAUAAGAAACAGGGUGGAACAUUCAAGUAUAACUCCACAACAGAUAUUACUCCCAACCAGAUGAGGAGUUCUGCGUGUAAAAUGGUCCGCACACUGGUUCAGCUGAUGAGAACUUUGGAUAGAAUGCCAGAAGAGCGCACCAUACUGAUGAAACUUCUAUACUAUGAUGAUGUGACGCCAGCCGAUUAUGAGCCUCCAUUUUUCAGAGGCUGCACAGAAGAAGAAACUCGAAACUUAUGGACCAAGAAUCCUUUGAAAAUGGAGGUUGGGAAUGUAAACAGCAAGCAUCUUGUCUUAGCUCUCAAGGUAAAGAGUGUGCUUGAUCCCUGUGAGGAUGAAAAUGAUGAUAUUCAAGAUGAUGACUCAAUGCAAAGGGAUGACUCUUCUGAAUCUGACAGUGAGCUUUGGUCUGAGUUGUUGGUGAAAGUAAUAACGGUUCUCUUGACAGCUAAGCGUCAACCAGAGGAAGAUAACGGCAUCCCUCAGGAAGAUGAUUCCAUGGAUGAUGAAGCUACAGAUGGUACUCAGGAUCCAGAGGAAGAUGAACAGCAAUAUUCCCGGAUAAAGGACUGGAUCAAUAGUUGCCAUCUUGACACGGUUAAACUUACUGAUGUUCUCUCAAAUUUUCCAGACAUUUCAGUGGUUCUAACUGAAGAAAUUAUGGACAAGCUUGUUGUGGAAGGCACUCUAUCAAAAACUGGAGGGGACACAUACAUUAUCAAAAAGAAGUCUGAUUAUGAGUUCACUGUGGUAAAACAAGAAAUUAAUGGUCAAGCAAUCCUGGUUGGUGACAAAACUCCCAAGUCUAAUGAUCACAUGUACAUGAAGGCGCUGUGUCAUGCUCUUCCCAUGCAGUAUGUGUCAGUUCCAAAGCUUCAGCACAAGCUCGGAGGAGAAGCAAAUCAGAACACAGUGCGCAAGAUGAUUGAUAAAAUGACACAAGAAGGUUUUGUUGAAGCUAAAGGCAACGGAAGGCUAGGAAAGCGUGUGAUCCGUUCUGUUGUUACAGAGAAAAAGCUUAUUGAAGUCCAGAAAGCUUUGAAAUACGAUGCUAUGGAUGUUGACAACGUUGAACCACCAAGCAAGUCAAGUCAUCUAGAUUUUCAUUCAAUGGGAAGUAACCAGAGAGACACAUCCACAUGUGGUGUGCUCCACUCGAUCGGAUCAGAUCUCACACGCAUGAAAAUAAGGCUUAAUUCACAGGAAUAUAGUCUAAAUAAGAGUGAGCAGACUACUUCAAAGACAACGGGGCAGGGAAACACUCCCACAAGCAGGGCUCAGGAGCUUGAAGCCGAAACGCUCAGAGAGAAAUCUAGAGAAGCAGACAUGGCCACCGUUGAGAAGAAGGAUUUGGAGUGCAAGGAGCUGAAGCAUCUAGGGUUUGUGAGGAUCGCAGCGAUUCAGACGCUGGUGUGCGUUUCGAAUCUGUACGAGUAUGCGAAGCAGAACUCUGGGCCGUUGAGAUCGACCGUUGGGACUGUGGAGGGUGCUGUCACCACCGUCGUGGGCCCGGUCUAUAAGAAGUUCAAGGGCGUGCCUGAUGAUCUUCUUGCCUUUCUUGAUACCAAGGUAGAUGAAGCCACUGACAAGUUCAACAAGCAUGCUCCUCCUUUGGCUAAGCAGGUUGCAAGCCAAGGUCACUAUUUGGUCCAGACAGCUUGGGAGAAGGGCAAAAAACUCGUGAAGGAGGCCCAAACUGGGGGUCCUCGCUCAGCCAUCCAUUAUGCAGCUACAGAAUCUAAGCAGCUUGUAUUUAACCAAUCUGUGAAGUUGUGGGUUGUACUUGACCAGUACCAUCCAAUCCACAAAGUGGCAGAGAAGGCUGCACCAACAGCUGCUCACUUGUCCGAGAAGUACAACUAUACCAUAAAGGACUUGACCGUGAAGGGCUAUCCCAUCUUCGGUUAUUUGCCCUUGGUUCCAGUUGAUGAUAUAUCCAAAGCAGUUAAGCAGGGAAAGGCUGGGAAGAAGGGGGAUGCAGCUCCGCAUCAUGAGCAUAAAUCUGAUUCUGAUUCUGAUUCCGACUGAAUGAAGUAGUUACUUUUUAAAAUUUCUUGUUAUGGUCUUAGUUGAAUGGUCUUGUGGAAUGGUGGGUAUGAAGGAAUGCUGCUUAGCUAGCUACUAUGUAAAUGACUUCUAGACCCCCUCUGAAUCUAUUAAUGGAUGUCAAUGGUUUAGCCAACCUGUUUUGCAAUUCUAAAUACUACAAAUCUUUUGGUCCUUUUUCACUCACA
This is a messenger RNA of Fragaria vesca subsp. vesca, 4393 nucleotides long. RefSeq lists its product as uncharacterized. Lineage: Eukaryota; Viridiplantae; Streptophyta; Magnoliopsida; Rosales; Rosaceae. The transcript is spliced from 30 exons. The coding region runs from base 318 to 4187 and encodes 1289 amino acids. The record is from RefSeq and is a predicted model, not a curated record.